Messenger RNA from Trichoderma citrinoviride, 965 nucleotides. RefSeq names its product NAD(P)-binding protein. The record is from RefSeq and is a predicted model, not a curated record. The transcript has 4 exons. Lineage: Eukaryota; Fungi; Ascomycota; Sordariomycetes; Hypocreales; Hypocreaceae. Bases 1 to 801 code for a protein of 266 amino acids.
AUGGCCUCACCACACAACGUCCUCAUCCUCGGCGGCCACGGCAAAAUCGCCCAGCUCCUCACCCCCCUGCUCCUCAAGCGCUCCUGGGCCGUCACCAGCAUCAUCCGCAAGCAAGACCAGGUCCCCGCCGUCGAGCGGCUCGGCGCCGGCCUCCCCGGCCGCCUCAGCGUCCUCGUCCGCAGCAUCGAAGACGUCGACAGCCAGGACAAGGCCGCCAGCAUCCUCGACGAGGUCAACCCAGACUACAUUGCAUGGAGCGCCGGCGCCGGCGGCAAAUACGGGACUGAGGGAACAUUCCGCAUCGACCGCGACGCCGCAAUCCACUUCAUCAACGCAGCCGCGGCCAGGCCCUCCGUCACGCGCUUCCUCCUCAUCUCCUACAACGGCUCCCGCCGCAAGGCAGCCCCCUGGUGGUCCGCUACCGAGUGGGAGGAGUACCACAACUCCGUCAACCUCGGCCCGCUGGCCACCUACUACAAGGCCAAGCUCGCCGCCGACGAGGUAUUCUACGAAGUCUCCAAGAAGAGCUCGACCCUCGUGGGCAUUGACCUCCGGCCCGGCAGGUUGACGGACGAGCCAAAGGAAAGGGUGACGCUGGGCAAGACCAAAAACGUCCAGGGCAGCAUCUCCAGGGUCACGGUAGCGCACGUUGCCGAUGCGCUCCUUGCUGCCGAGGGAGUCAAGAGCGGAUGGUUAGAUCUGCUACAGGGCGACAAGGAAAUCGACGAAGCUGUUGAUGCUGUGGUCCGCGAGGGUGUCGAUACCGCCGAGGGUGAAGAUAUUUAUUCCAAGUACGCAUAGCUGCGAGCAACAAGCUAAAAACCCGUAACCGUAUUAUAAUAUUAAGCCCACAUGACUACAUACCUAACUGCUGGUUUCAGUACCUAUUAUGGAGCUGUCAAGUUUUGGAAGAUUGAGUGGAGGGAGUGAUUCCAUCGCCGAAAUAAACAUCCAUGCCAUUUCCA